AUGGAGAACAUUUUAAAAGUGAAGAACAAAAUCUUGGAUAGCAAAAAUACAGGGAGAGAAACCCCUUUAUUUCAAGCAGCUAAAGAAAAUGAUAUGAAGUCGUUAAUGCAGUUAAUAGGAGAUGAAAGUACAGACCCACUUGAGAAAGGUGCCUUUGGAGAAAGGGUUUUACAUGUUGCAGCACUCUACAACAAUCAUGAAAUCCUCAUCGCACUAUUAGAUGCCUACCCAUUCCUCAUCAAUUAUCCGAUGGAAUGUGAGACCUAUAAAGGGGAGUAUGCAUUAUCAUUUGCUGCCUGCAUUGGCAAUGAAGAGAUUCUCCAGCUCUUGGUGGAAAGUGGAGCCCCACUGCACGCUCAGGAUAAACAAGGAAAUACUGUUUUCCACAUGUUGGUCCUGCACCCCAAUAAAAUGAUGGCCUGUAAAAUGUAUGAUUUCCUAAUCUCCCUCAUUUCCAAAGAAAAGGUCCCUUAUUUGGAAAACAUUGCAAACAAGCAGGGAUUUACUCCACUAAAAUUAGCUGCUCAUGAAGGAAAUCCAAAGAUGUUCGAGUACUUCAUUGGGAAAAAAAGGCGCACCGUCUGGACCUUUGGACCUGUGAUAUCCUCUUUGUACGACUUAACAGGGAUUGACACUUGGGAUGAUCAAAAGUCUGUAAUGGAUAUUAUCUGCACCAGUAAAAAUAAAGCAGCCCUCCAUCUUUUAGAAUUGACUCCGUUAAAGGAACUCCUGCACCACAAGUGGACAAGAUUUGGUCACAAGUACUUCCUCCUGUGGACCGUUCUGUCGGUUGUGUACACACUCAUUUUUACAGCGUGUUGUGUUUAUCGGCCCAUUAACCCGGCUAUCAAGAACAGUGAAAAUGCAACCAUCAAGAUCAUGAAAAAGAUCAAUGAAGCAUAUUCUAUGUCUGAUGAUUUUGUCAGAAUGGCUGGUGAAAUAACAAUAGUACUUGGAGCAUUCUUGAUUCUUCUUAUUGAAGUAAGGUCACUGAAGUAUCAUUUGUAA
This is a messenger RNA of Tachyglossus aculeatus (Australian echidna), 1008 nucleotides long. RefSeq names its product transient receptor potential cation channel subfamily V member 5-like. Lineage: Eukaryota; Metazoa; Chordata; Mammalia; Monotremata; Tachyglossidae. The coding region runs from base 1 to 1008 and encodes 335 amino acids. Gene Ontology annotation, molecular function: calcium channel activity; protein binding. Gene Ontology annotation, biological process: calcium ion import across plasma membrane. Gene Ontology annotation, cellular component: membrane. The record is from RefSeq and is a predicted model, not a curated record. The transcript is spliced from 8 exons.